AUGACGACGGAUUGGAGUGCUGUGUCUCAAACCAUUUCCCAAGAAUGGGACAAGACAAUAGUACCUUCCCUCACUGCAUAUGUUGAAGUACCAAACCAAAGUCCUCAUUAUGAUGCAGAAUGGGCUACUAAUGGUCUUAUGGAUAAAGCUAUGAAUGUUAUUCUGGAUUGGGUAAAAGCACAAAGUAUUAAAGGUCUUAAGUAUGAAGUUAUUGAAGAAAAAGGGCGUACACCUUUUCUUAUUGUGGAAAUUGAAGGAACAGAACCCACUGCCAAUACUCUUUUAAUGUACGGACAUAUGGAUAAACAACCACCUCUUCUUCCAUGGGAUGAAGGACUACACCCUUAUAAACCGGUAUACCGUGACGGAAAACUCUAUGGUCGAGGUGGAGCAGAUGAUGGAUAUGCUAUUUAUUCUGCAUUAAGCGCUGUGGCAGCAGUUCAAAAACACGGAUUACCUCAUGGACGUAUCGUUACAAUUAUUGAAGCAUGUGAAGAAUCUGGAAGUUUUGACUUACCUUAUUAUAUUGAGAAAUGCAGCGCUCGUAUUGGAAAUGUUGACUUACUUAUAUGCCUUGAUAGUGGGGCUAUGAAUUAUGAUCAACUUUGGCUUACCACAGCUCUUCGAGGUGUUGGAGGAGGUAUACUUUCAAUUGAAACAAUGACAGAGGGUAUGCAUAGUGGUCUCGCUGGUGGUGUGGUUCCUGACACAUUCCGUAUUGCACGUAUGUUGCUUGAUCGAAUUGAAGACUCUGCUACUGGAACGGUAAAAAUUCCUGAAGCAUAUUGUGAUGUUCCUGAUUCAGUUAUGAAAAGUUUGAAAACUAUGAAUGAAGUUGACUUCAAGGGACAAUUUCCUCUUUUAUCUGGAGUUUCUACAGAACCAGGUGAUAACGCUGAACUCGCACUUCGUAAUUUUUGGAAACCUUCUCUAACAGUAACAGGUGCUAAUCUUCCAGAAAGUGAAAAAGCAGGAAAUGUUAUUCGUGCAAAAUCAACUUUUCGACUUUCACUCCGUGUACCACCUUUGGUGGACUCAACUAAAGCAACAGAAGCUCUUCGAAAAGUAUUGGAAGCAAACCCUCCAUAUGGUGCAAAGGUUAAAUUUCAUACAGAUGCCGCAGGAUCCGGUUGUGCAACUCCUGAACUUCAGCCUUGGCUUGCUAAAGCCCUUACAGAAGGAAGUCAAGCUGCAUUUGGAAAACCAUUUGCUUCACAAGGAAUGGGUGGUUCUAUUCCCUUUAUUGCGAUGCUGCUAAAGAAGUUCCCACAGGCGCAGUUUAUUGUUACAGGCGUGCUCGGACCAAAAAGUAAUGCUCAUGGUCCAAAUGAAUUCCUUCAUGUACCAUUUGCCAAGGGUGUCACGUUUUGUGUCGCACGCGUUGUCGCAGAUCACUUUCAUUUUACGCCAAAAUUAGCAAAAUAG
Molecule: messenger RNA, 1425 nt
Organism: Trypanosoma theileri
Lineage: Eukaryota; Euglenozoa; Kinetoplastea; Trypanosomatida; Trypanosomatidae
Product: putative peptidase M20/M25/M40
Exons: 1
Coding region: 1-1425 (474 amino acids)
Biological process (GO): proteolysis
Molecular function (GO): peptidase activity
Source: RefSeq, a predicted model, not a curated record